This is a messenger RNA of Rhea pennata, 4900 nucleotides long. It is a transcript of the gene NPHP4, whose product is annotated as nephrocystin 4. Bases 52 to 4338 code for a protein of 1428 amino acids. Gene Ontology annotation, cellular component: ciliary transition zone; ciliary base; cytoskeleton. The record is from RefSeq and is a predicted model, not a curated record. The transcript is spliced from 29 exons. NCBI's taxonomy places the organism in Eukaryota, Metazoa, Chordata, Aves, Rheiformes, Rheidae. Gene Ontology annotation, biological process: negative regulation of canonical Wnt signaling pathway; protein localization to ciliary transition zone.
CGUGCUCCGUCGCGGGAGCCCGGGAGAAGAGGCGGCGGCGCGAGCAGCGCCAUGACCGAGUGGGAGAGCGUCUCCGCGCAGCACGCCCGCGUCCCCGCGCACUCCCGGCGGAGGCGGGGCGGCCCGAAGGAGUCGGCCGCUUUUCAGUGCGCCCUGAAGCGCGUCGAGGGGGCUCUGCUGGAACAGAGAGCGACGGAAGGCUGGUCCGACAUUGAAUACCAGCUCCGCCUGUCCCUUUUCGACAUCACGUAUCACCACUUCUUCGGGAGAACAUGGAAGAGCAGUAGGAGGCCUCUCCACUCCGUCCCGCGACAGCCCACCAGAGUUGUUUUCAAUGAGACCGUUUACUUCCACACCUCAUUAAACCACCCCAGCAUCACUGCUGUUGUGGAAGUUGUGGCAAUAGCCAAGAAACAAGAUGGGAUCUCUCAAGAGCUGUCGUGUGGGUUUGGAAUCAUUCAUCUGUUCAACAGCAAGUCAGAGCCGACAAAUCUGGCUACCAAGGACAGAGGACUCAAGCUAUACCACGGGACACCCCGUGCGUUACUGCAUCCGCUUUUCCAGGAUCCUGUAGAAAAGAAUAAAUACAUGACAGUGAUAGAGAACAGUCACCUGCAAUAUACCAUAAGGCCCCACCAGCCCCUGGAGACCAUAUUUCACCUCUUUCCUGAAAACCUUCUGGUGUCUGGGUCGCAGAAAAUUCCUGGUUUGCUGUCUGCACGUGGAGACACAAAUGAUUGCUUUCUGAAACCACGGCUCAUGAAAUCAGUCACAUGCUAUCUGGAUAAACUCUCCAUCCAUCUGUACCCUUCUCUGGAGAAAUUUGAGGAAGAACUGCUGGAAUUACUAAACAAUGAUCGCUUACUUAAGGCUAACUCCAUGCCGGACGGCACCACGGUCGCCAUUCAGGAGCGACGGCUGCACAUCGGCGUCCACAACGGCCUGCGCUUUGUCCAGGCGCCGCAGGUGGCCGUGCUGGCGCCGGAGGCGGAGGUGCUUCGGGGGCGUUCGGCGAGCUUCCUCGGGAAGCAGAGCUCCAGCUCCAGAGCAAGCAGAGUAGGUCAAGCUCUGGUUCUGAGGAGUCGCAUUCAUUUGACUGAAAUGGUUCGUCACCCAGCGUUUGCAAUCUUCUUCCAGCUUGAGUAUGUCUUCUGUGCAGCGGGGGGAGCCAACGAGAAGGCGCUGUCCGGCACGUCUCUGAGCAAGGCGGCCUACAUGCACUCGGUUCGGUGGGCCGCCUGGAGCCCCUUCCUGGGCUCUGCCUCCUCAGAGGUGGUUGUGCCUCUGCGCGGAGGCACUCAGCCCAAUCCCAGCCACGUCCUGGUGUACAAGACCCCUCCAAACAGCGUGAGCUCUGGAGAGGUGAGGCAAUCUGAAUCUGGUACUAUCCAAUUCCACGUUUCCACUGAUUCCGAAGAACAUCUUGUAACCUCUGCGGAUCUCUUAAGUAAAGACAGAGAAGAUUCAGAGAAGCCUCCUACACCAUCUCUGAGUUCAGCGUCUUCGCCUCGGACGAUGGCCUCCAGCCAGGGACCGGGGCUCUCCCUGUCGCAGCUGUCAGCCUGCCCGCAGCGUCGAGACGAGCCCGCUCUGCGGCGCAGCGCCGGCUCCCCGCGCCCCGCGCCGCGCAGGGCGCCGCGGAGCGCGCGCACGGAGCCGCCCCGUGGCAGCAGCCCAGCUGGAAUAACUCACCUGGAGGCCGACCUGAGCCACGGCUCCGCGGGCCCGGAUGCCGGUGCCAGCGACCAGCUGCGGGAGCUGCCCUUCAUGCCCGUGCAGGCGCCGAUCGCGGCCGUGGGGGUGCAGGCAGGCAGCUUUGCACCCACUCGUGCCUCCCUAGCUCGUUUGCACGCCUCUGGCUUUCCAGAAAUCCUGGACUGUAACAAGGAGCCAGUGGAAGUCGUGGACCCCACAGACCCUGUGAAUUUCAGCCCCCAACUGGAAGAAGCUGAUGUUCUGCAAAGCAAUGAAAUAAUCCUGCAAUUUCUUGCUUUUAGUAGGGUUCUGCAGAACGGUGUAGAAGUAAUGUGGCCGAAGACAGUGUUCUUCACUUUCCAGUUCUAUCGUUUCCCACCGGUCACCACACCGCGGCUGCAGCUGGUCGACACGGACAACGAGAAGGCAGCCCGGUCAGCUGCAUCUCCGCGUGUCCUUGUCCAGAUUAGCAAGGAUGGAACCCUCAGCAGCGGAUCUCCGGGAUUGCAGCUGAAAUACAUGGUGGACCCUGCUUUCCUGAAACCUGGAGAACAGCACUGGUUUAUAUGUUACCUGGCUGACCAUAGCCUUCAGAUUGACAUCUGGGAUGGAGACUCUUUACUUCUUGUUGGAUCGGCUGCAGUUAAGUUGAAGCACCUGCUCCGCCAGGGUCGGACAGCCGUCAGGAGCCACCACGAGCUGGAGGUUGCAGCGACCGAGUACGAGCAGGACGUGCCAGUGGUGGGUGGGGACGUUCUCAGACACGGCACGGUGCGGCCUGUUGGUGUCUACGUUGUUGUGAAGGGUCGACUUCACCUCUGCCUGGCCAACGUUGGCCACCUGGGCGAGGAGAGGCCGCGGAAACCGAGAUCCUUGCCCCCGUCCCGCUCCCGUGUUGUGCCGUCGCGGGACAGCGCCAGCGGCUUCCCGGGCGGCAGCUUGUUCUCCUCGGGCACCGGCGCGGGCAGGACCGUCUCGCGGGCGCAGCGGCUGGCCGACGUGGACGGCGAGCUGGCGGCCCUGCUGCGCAGCCGCCUGCGGGAGGUGAGCGCGGCCCCCCAGCCCGCCCCCCGCGAGGCCGCGGCCGUCCGCCGGCGAAAGACGGAGCGCAUGGCGCUCGUGCGGCAGCGGGAAGCCCAGGAGGAGCCCGGCGGCGGGAGGAAACUCCGUGUCGCGGGCUCUCGCGAGCAGCGCCUCCAGCACUCCCGGGACCUGCAGAUUAUUGACGCCUACCGGGAGCGCAUCAAAGCCGAGAGCAUCUCCGACAUGCUCCGGCAGGCCAUCACCACGACCCACACUGUGUACGCCGUGCUGGGCACGGCAGAGUUCUUCGAGUUUGCACUGAAAAACCCCUACAAUGUCCAGCACACGGUGACGAUUGAGAUCGACCACCCGGAGCUCAGUGUUAUAUCAGACACGAGGGAAUGGAGGCACUUCAAAGAGCUCACCAAGACUGUUACUCCAGUGGAAGAGGAUAUGUUCCAUCUUCACGAUGACCUUAGACCUCAGGUCUAUCUACGUCCCAAAGAGACGGUUCACAUCCCCUUUAAAUACCAGACCUUCUCCGCAGACCCCGCAGUCAUGAUGCAGCAGGGGCCUGCAGGGCUUACUGUUGGUGAAGACAGUGCUGCCUCCUCCCCUUGGAAAUCUGGUGCCACACUGACAAAGCACAUCAAGGUCUCUUUCCAAGUGAGUGGUGGAAAGCCCAUUGCAAUUCUCCAGGUGAAAGUGGAAACACAGCCCCAUGUGGUGGACCAGACCUUCAGAUUCUACCACCCAGAACUGACCUUCCUGAAGAAGGCCAUACGACUGCCCCCAUGGCACACUCUUCCAGGUGCGCCGGCAGGGAUGCCAGCUGGGGAACCGGAGAUGUAUGUUCGUUGCAGUGACCCUAAUGUCAUUUGCGAAACCAAACAUAUGGGUCCCGGGGAACCACAGGACGUGUUCUUAAAAGUAGCUGGAGGACCAAGCCCGCAGAUCAAAAAAUUCUUUGUUGCUAUUUAUACGGAUGCCUGGCUUGCUGCUCCCAUCCAGAUCUGGCAAUUUUACCUUCAUUCCCUGCAGCGUGUGGAUGUUAGCUGCAUAGUGGGGCAGCUGACCCGUCUCUCCUUGGUGCUCAGGGGCACCCAAGCGAUCAGGAAGGUGAAGGCAUAUACCUCACAUCCCCACGAGCUGAAGGUGGAUCCAGAAGGUGUGUUUGUUCUCCCUCCAAACGGAGUACAGGACCUAUACCUUGGUGUGAGGCCUCAGAAAGCUGGCAGCAGAUUUAUCUACCUCAAUCUGGUGGAUGUGGAAUACCACCAGCUGGUGUCCUCCUGGCUGGUCUGUGUGUCUUGCAGGCAGCCUCUGCUUUCUAAGGCAUUUGAGAUAACGCUCCCCGCGGGAGGAGGGAAGGGCUCCAACAAACGGAUCACCUACACCAACCCGUAUCCCUCCCGGAGGCUGUACUUCCUGCACACUAACCGGCCGGACCUGCUGCAGUUCAAGGAGGAUGCCUUUGAGGUCGGUGGUGGGGAGGUGUACACCAUUGGCUUGCGGUUUGCCCCGAGCCGGAACGCGGGUGAAGAGGAGAUUUUGAUUCAUAUCAAUGAUCACGAAGACAAGAACGAAGAAACCUUCUGCGUGAAGGUUAUCUACCAGUGAAUCGCAGGCCAGGUGCCCGCUGCAGCAAGAGGGCGAGUUGCUCCAGCAUCUGUCGCAGCUUCCCUCUGACAGCGCUGCCUCCUGAGAGACAGCCUCAUUUCCACAAACGCCUAUGUGUACCUCGCUUUUUAUUUCUGAAAUCUCCUUGACCCCGUUUGCAAGCGGGUCGUUUGCUGAGCAGCUCUGAACCCAGCCCCACGCAGUCGAAGGACGAGCGCUCCUGUUUCUUGUCUAGCCGAUCGCGCUAGGUCCUGAGGUCUUCCCGAGUUCCUUGCGUGUUGCCGUGAACUCCACCGAUGUAACAUAACUGUCUCCCUUCCUUCUGCUUGAAAUGGGAAGCAUGCCUGUAUUUGUUGCUAUGUGUCAGAACCCCAGAAGAACGUUUAUUUUUAUGUAUUAUGUUUCUGCGUGCGUGAAUCUUUUUUUAAUCUGAAGAGUUUGCAAAUCUGAGUCCACAGGAUGUUUUUAAAGUAUUUUGUUUUCUACACUGAAUUUUGUACGGACAGAAGCAGUUUUCUAGACACUUUAAUACUUUUUACUCAUUGUAGAUCAAUUAAAAUUG